AUGGUCCUCCUGAGCGUAAGCGGCGACGAGAAAGUGCAUCACCGACGCCGACGCAGUCCCCGUCCCGGUCAAGGGAUUCUUACAGAGACAGCCAAGAUUUUACCUCGUAAAGGUACGGCACUCAGCAUACGUGGUGCAGCAGAACGCGCUAGACAAGCUUCGCAGGGCUGGACAGCCGUUCAGGAGAAACGCACCGAUUCUACCGCCAGAUCGGAUCCAGCGGGGCCUCCGCCUCCAGGACCCCCCCCUGGCCCACCGCCACUAUAUGCGCGCCUGUCUACGGCCAAUAAGUCCCCUGCUUCUUCCACACCAGAGACCUAUGAGUCCACUGCACAUGUCCAUCUCGAUGAGGCAUACGAUAUUGUAGGGCAAGUGGGUGAAGGUAUGUAUGGCCAAGUAUACAAAGCCACCUCCUCGAGGAAGGGGACGCUUGUUGCCUUGAAACGUAUUCGCAUGGACGGGGCUCGUGAGGGUUUCCCGGUCACCUCGAUGAGGGAAAUGAAGCUUCUUCAGUCCCUGCGUCAUGAAAAUGUAAUCCGCCUGCACGAGACCAUGACGAGCCGGAGCGGCUCUGUAUACAUGGUAUUUGAGUAUAUGGAACAUGAUUUACAUGGGAUCCUUGUCCAUCCCAAAGUGUCCUUUACCGAUGCGCAUCGCAAAUCCCUUGCGUCGCAACUACUUCAUGGCUUAGCUUAUCUACACCAACGCGCGAUUCUGCAUCGCGAUCUCAAAGGCUCUAAUCUCCUUCUCAACAACCAAGGUAUUCUCAAGCUCGCUGAUUUUGGUCUUGCACGCACAUACUAUAAACGCAAAGCCGGUGAUUAUACGAAUCGUGUGGUGACCCUAUGGUACCGACCACCAGAGCUCUUGCUCGGCGCCACGCAUUACGGGCCGGAAGUGGAUAUGUGGGGUGCGGGGUGCUUAUUCCUGGAGCUAUUUACACGAAAGGCCCUGUUUCAAGGUCGCGACGAAAUUCAUCAAUUGCAUGUAAUCACACGCACACUUGGUGCGCUCACCGCAUCCGCCUGGCCGGAUGUAACCACACUCCCGUGGUACGAGCUGCUUCGGCUCGAUAAAGAUACCUCACAAAUCAAGUUUCUCGAUUCAUCUACACCCACGACGGACCCAAGUUCUGAUACCCCUGAUGGUCUAGCUCAGCAUUAUGCCGCGUUAGUGAGCCCUGGUGCCCUGGAGAUGGCCCACGGUUUGCUGACCUACAACCCAGUGCAGCGCUGGAGUGCCCAGCGCGCCCUUCGAAGCGCGUAUUUUAUUUCUGAAGAGCCUCGUCCGGAGGCGCCUGCUGCGGUCCUAUCCUCGCUCGGUGGAGACUGGCAUGAAAUGGAGACCAAACGCGCGCUACGACACGCCUCCUCGGCUUCGCAAGCACGCGCCACGUAG
Molecule: messenger RNA, 1398 nt
Organism: Malassezia pachydermatis
Lineage: Eukaryota; Fungi; Basidiomycota; Malasseziomycetes; Malasseziales; Malasseziaceae
Product: pkinase-domain-containing protein
Exons: 3
Coding region: 1-1398 (465 amino acids)
Biological process (GO): protein phosphorylation; positive regulation of transcription elongation by RNA polymerase II; transcription elongation by RNA polymerase II
Cellular component (GO): nucleus; cyclin/CDK positive transcription elongation factor complex
Molecular function (GO): ATP binding; cyclin binding; cyclin-dependent protein serine/threonine kinase activity
Source: RefSeq, a predicted model, not a curated record